AUGACAAGAGUUAACGAUGGGAGCCAAUCUUCGACAAGCACUUACAGUGAUGCCACUGUUCGUAGAACUCUCUACUGUGACUGUGGGGUUUUGUCUCCGUUAAGGACUUCAUGGACAGAGGAAAAUUUGGGUCGAAGGUUCUAUGGGUGUGGACAAUACCAGGGUAGGGUAAGGAGGUGUGGGUUCUUCAAAUGGCAUGAUCCUCUUGUAAAUACACGCCAGAACUUGAUGAUUUCUGGAUUGCUGAGUCAGAUUGAAGUCUUGAAGAAGAAGGAGAUGUUCUUAAUUAGGUGUUUAGGGUUGUGUGUUAUUGUGAUUGUCCUAUUGAUCAUUGUUAUUGGUAUCAUGGUUAUCAAAGCAUGA
Messenger RNA from Lotus japonicus, 363 nucleotides. RefSeq lists its product as uncharacterized. Gene Ontology annotation, molecular function: zinc ion binding. The record is from RefSeq and is a predicted model, not a curated record. The coding region runs from base 1 to 363 and encodes 120 amino acids. The transcript has 2 exons. Lineage: Eukaryota; Viridiplantae; Streptophyta; Magnoliopsida; Fabales; Fabaceae.